GGAGCACAAGAGGACAAGGAAGUGCGAUUAACAUUUGAGAUUUCAUUGUAAAAACUUUAAAUAUUCCACUUUUAACGUUAUUUUAUUUUGGCUACCAGGUGUAGUGAUAUGACAGUUGGUUAAAAGUUAUUUUGUUUAGUUGAGACUUUGCCCUGCGACAGUUCAACGGCGGAUUUGUGUGUUCAGUGGACAGUGAACCAGCAAUGGCAGAGGGGCGUGUGGAAAACCAGGAGCCCAUCUGCAACCACAGCAGCCCCCCCAGCACGGCAGAGUCCAGCCCUGACCCCCCCUCAGAGAGCAUGGAGGACACUAUGGAGUACCGGCUCAUGAUGGCCUACGCCACCAGAAGAAUACCAAGACAGAAAGUUGUGCGACACAAACUGGACAAACAGGUUUCGGUAAAUGGUGAUAGUAAUACAAAUGGAACUUCUGCAUCUCAGACACCAGUCGAGAAUGGAAAAGAGGAAAUAACAGAGGAGAAGAGGAAGAAGAAGAAAAACAAGAAGAUAUUGAGGUUUCUCGGACGUUUAAGAUGUAUGAAACCUCAGAUUGAAGAUGAUGAAGAACCUCAGCAAACGCUUGAAGGUCAACAUGGACUCGACAACAGAUGUUUAGGUCCUCCUGUUGCUAGUGGUGCUUCUGCUCAUGAUGAGGAGGAGGAGGAGGAGGAGGAUGAUGACCAUGAGGAUUUGGUGAACGCCGUGAACCGAUUGAUUGGGAUUUCUGAUGGCAUCCAGUUUGGGUCAGAGAUCGAGCCCGACGGAAAUGACGGUGACGAUAACGUGGAGAAGCUCAUUGGUCUGCUCCUGAGAGAAAAUGGAGACAGGCUGAACGAGAAGAUGAAAGAAGAAAACAUAACUGCAGACAUUUUCUCGAACUACACCUUCUUCAGUAGAGUCAUUACGACUCUCCUCAGGAGGAUUGGCUUCAGGAGCUCCAGCCCCAACGAUCUGGGGCCACAGGCAUCACCCAAAGCCCAGAUUGCUGCAACCUGUGAGGUCACCAGUCGUCUCUCAGCGGUGGACACUUUACCCUCGGUUCGCCUGCUUCAGUACGGAGCCAGAUAUCUACAGGAGUUUUAUUCACCCUGGGUGCAGCUGAAUGGCGGAUAUGAAGCAGCCAUGGAAAGUGACGAGGAAGUUGAGUAAGGAGAAGGAUCUGGUUUCCAGCUCAAGAGCACCACCUACAGGCCUCCAACGUCCAUCAGUUCUCUUCCUUUUGAACUUCUCACACUUUUAAAUAUUUAAUUAUUACAAAAAGGGAGAACAAAACUGACUUGUUAUUUUGUUUUUGCACCACCAAAUCAGUUUACAUGGACUUUUAUUUUUAAAUUAAAUAAUGUCUUGACUAGUUUUGUUGUACUGUCAAAAAAAGAAAUUAUUGCACCUUUUAGACUAUUGAAUAGACUUUUUUCUAAGGUGCAAUUAAAGCACCAUGUAAUGGAAUGAAUGACUUGUGGACCAUAACAACUUUUGAUUUAAGAGUUUUCUUAAGCACUUGCACUUUUUCUUAAAGAAAUCAAAAGUGAGAUUUGACUUGUGUUUUAUUGGUUGUUCAAGUUGCUUUUUGUUAUAAAUGUGGUACGUGCUGCUGUUUUUGUUUGAAAAGUAAAAUUUUAUUGCAAUCAAUUUCCAAGAUUCAUAUUAUCACGGUCCUUAGUUAAAUUAAUAUAGGGUCUUAAUAGCUACCCAUUUAGUUGAUGAACAUAUAAAACAUUUUUUCACAUUAAAUUUUGGAUUGAAGGCUGCACAAUAAAUUGGGCCUGUGUUAAAGAAGUUUGUAGCCAGAACUCUUGAUAAAGCUAAAAAUCAGCUUCUUUUUCUAUCUGUGUGCUUCUAUGUUGAAAACACGGCUGUAAAAUAUUUUGGGUUACAACAUCCUUCAAAAGCAAUUUUGGUCUGUAGUUGGAUUUCUCAUCCAUGAAAACUGUAUGGGAGGGGAUCUUUUUUGUACCACAUAAAACAAUACAUUUAUUUAAAAUUAGAGCGUGAACUUUUGAUUGCAGCCAGCGUAGUCAAUGAUUACUGUAGCUACAGUCACUUAUCAGUCAUCCCCUUUUUUUAAGCAUAACCAAGUUGUCGCAGCUUGUACUAACCUAGCCUCCGCUAGUCGCACCAGUCAUUUCUGAUUUUGCCAGCAAAACAGUAUCUGAAACACAGCUACACCAGUUUGGAUCUGUAGAAGGCAUUGAUAGACAUAAAAUAGACGUGAUUCACCCAGCUUACUAUGCGUGUUUGUUCUGUCCAUUUGAAACACGCCCCGCUGCUUUGUUGCAGAAAUAAACAUUAACAGCCACGACUAAAAACUUUUUUGGUCUCCGUCCAUCCUGAAUUUCACAACCAUGACAAUAGAUCAAAAGGUGAAUCUAAGAUAAAAGGUCAUGUGAUGUAAACUAAAAUUAUGUGCAGAGCCAUCAAAAGUAUACAUAGUUAGGGGCGUGGUCUUUUGAGUGACAGUUUACUAUUGUCUUUACUUGACUUGUGAGCAGUGAAGAAAGACUUAACAAUGCAUAGUUAUUCUUAUUUUAAAUCGAAUAUGUUUUGUAGCAAGCAGUCACUGCCUUGGUCCAUGGACAAAACAUGCUACCUGGAUUAACUGGGGGAUUAUCUGUAGCUCGCUGAUGGUCUGCCCAGGUAGGAGCCAAAUUAGAGGACCUCUCCACCUGAGCUGACAUUAAUUCAAUUCAAUUUAGUGGCAAGAAAAACUCCCAUUUAGGAAGGAAGAAACCCGGACCAGGACCUGGAUCAUAAGGGGGGAUCCUCCUGCUGAAUGCCAGCUG
Cololabis saira (Pacific saury) is the source of this 2779-nucleotide messenger RNA. RefSeq lists its product as uncharacterized. Lineage: Eukaryota; Metazoa; Chordata; Actinopteri; Beloniformes; Belonidae. Bases 204 to 1148 code for a protein of 314 amino acids. The transcript has 7 exons. The record is from RefSeq and is a predicted model, not a curated record. Gene Ontology annotation, biological process: regulation of apoptotic process.